AUGGCGCACUGCCUCCGAAUCCGAAGGUUGCAUCAACUGACCACACCAACAAAAUUCGUUACCCACAGCGAGAUAUCUCGCGCACUAGAAGUUGCAUGCAGGGUGGUACAAAAGAGCACAUUUCCCAACGAAUAUAGCUCAUUAAAUAAAAAUAGUCCUAUCAACAAUUCUAGCAAACUACUUCCCCUAUCCCCUUUCAUGGACAAGGAUGGACUAAUACAGGUGGGGGGUAGGUUAAAAAAUUCCGACUUACAACCUGAAGCGCGACAUCCCAUAUUGCUCCCGCGCGAUCAUGAAUUAACGAAACGCAUAAUAAGGCAGGAGCACGUGCGUAGCUUGCAUGCAGGAACGCAUGCCACCAUGGCAACUGUCAGACAGCGUUUUUGGCCUCUGUCUCUUCGAUCGGCCACACGAAAAAUCGUUCGAAAUUGUAUGAUAUGCUUCAAGGCUAAGCCGAUUCAGUCGGAAGCCUUAAUGGGAUCAUUACCUACUAGUCGCGUUACCAUUUCCAGACCAUUCUCACACUGUGGCGUAGACUACGCCGGUCCAGUAAUUUUAAGAGAGGGCAAGCGACGCAACGCCCGCAACCAUAAAGCGUACAUUUCCAUAUUUGUGUGUUUUGCCACUAAAGGAGUUUACAUCGAAUUAGUAAGCGAUUUAACUUCAGAAGGUUUUAUUGGUGCGUUGCGACGAUUUAUUUCUCGAAGAGGUAAGCCCUCCUGCAUAUACUCCGAUAAUGGUACCGCAUUUGUCAGGGCGCAGAAACAGCUCAAAGAGCUUUACGAUUUUAUAAACGACAGCCAAACACAAGGACACAUACAACAAUUCCUUCGCGAGCAUGAGACGAGCUGGUGUUUCAUCCCGCCUAACGCACCUUAUUUUGGCGGUUUGUGGGAGGCCGCUGUAAAGUCAGCCAAGUACCACAUGGCUCGGAUCAUUGGCAAAGCCCAUUUGACCUUUGAAAAAAUGACGACAGUACUUUGCGAGAUAGAGGCAAUCUUGAAUUCGCGACCGCUCAUGCAACUCAGUGCCGACCCAAACGAUUUGACAUAUCUUAGCCCGGGACAUUUCCUGAUUGGCACAGCGCUAAACAGCCUUCCUUGCCACGAUUUGCACGACACCAACGAGAACCGGCUGACACGCUGGCAAAGAGUGGAGCAACUACGGCAGCAUUUUUGGCGAAGAUGGAGCCUCGAAUACCUCCACUCGUUGCAGGAGCGAACAAAAUGGAAGGUCAAUAAGGGCAUACAAUUAAAACCGGAUCAAUUGGUACUCAUAAAGCAGCAAGGCUUGGCGCCAUUACAGUGGCUGUUAGGUCGAGUGCAAGAAAUCCACACCGAUUCCGAUGGCGUUGUGCGGGCCGCCAACGUUCGAACAGCGAAGUGGUCGUUCAUAAGACCUUUGUCCAAAUUCGCGAUAUUACCAAUAGACAUUUAA
Messenger RNA from Formica exsecta, 1437 nucleotides. RefSeq lists its product as uncharacterized. NCBI's taxonomy places the organism in Eukaryota, Metazoa, Arthropoda, Insecta, Hymenoptera, Formicidae. Gene Ontology annotation, biological process: DNA integration. The transcript has a single exon. Gene Ontology annotation, molecular function: nucleic acid binding. Bases 1 to 1437 code for a protein of 478 amino acids. The record is from RefSeq and is a predicted model, not a curated record.